This is a messenger RNA of Camelina sativa (false flax), 3159 nucleotides long. RefSeq lists its product as uncharacterized. The record is from RefSeq and is a predicted model, not a curated record. NCBI's taxonomy places the organism in Eukaryota, Viridiplantae, Streptophyta, Magnoliopsida, Brassicales, Brassicaceae.
AAAAAAAAAAAAAAUGACCUCUUUAAAUCAUAAAACCCUAAACCUUUUUCGAUUCUCAGAGUAAACUCUCCAUCGUCUUCUUCGCACUCGUCUGCUUCCAAUUUCAAGUCUAUUUUUCGUAUAACAAUGACUAAUCGCGAAGAUACUUCCUCACCGGAGAUUCGCUGCGUCUUUGUAGAAACCAACCUCGACACUUGUCUCGCGUUACCCGUACAUAAAGAUGAAAUCAUCUCCGAUUUCAAAGACAAAUUACGCAAGGAGCAUAAACAAGCUUUCCCAGAAAUUGGAGAAAUUAAUGUUUCUGCGUUGAAGAUUCAACGACGAAGAAAGUUUUAUCAUUUCUCAGAAUCUAUGAAUGUGUAUAAGGCUUUUUAUGGGAUUAGUAAAAACUGGUUUAUGUAUGUUGAUGCUGUAAGAGUUGACAAGGGUGAGGUCCUGACUAUAAUGGCUGCUGAUGAUAAUCGUUCAUUGGUUGACAAGGAGAAGGAGAUUGCUAAUGGUUCACUACUUGUUGAUGGUAUGCAUACUACGGAUUUGGUUCUUUACCAAGGUUUAGAAACCCAAGUAGUUGAGAGGAAGACGAGGAAGAGGAAGAUUACAAGUUCGGAUGAGAAAACUAGUCGAAAGAAAUCCAAGGUUGAUCUUAUUCAAUCUGCUGUUGAUACAACCGAGUUAUCCAAGGUUGCCUCUCAAUCUUGUGUUGUUUCACCAAGAGAAAAGCUAGAUGGUGUUCUUAUGGGAACAGACAUUGUAAGCGGCGAGAGAAAUGGCGUUAGUAUGGGAGAGAAUCAGCAAACUUCUGAUGCGGACAGGCUAUUGGAAGAGAAAAUUCCCACUGUCAACUCAGAGCUUGUAGAUGGGCAUACCAGGGGUGAGAUGGAGGAUGUGCCAGACAAUCAAACUGUUAAAGAAGCUCUAGAAAAGCUAGAUGAUCUUACGGGAGCAAUAGAACAAGAUACUGAAAAGAGAGGAGAUAUUGCCGAUAUAGUCAUGAUUGACCAAGAGAAGGAUCUUCCACCUCCUUCAGAACUUGUAGAUGGACAGAUUACAUCACAAGAUGAUGAAAGAGGUGAGGGAAGCAGAUUGACUCCAAGUGCUGUCGAUAAUGUUCAAACUGCUGAAAUGGUGACUUACGUUGAAAACCAGUUGGAAGCUAGCAGUAGUUUGACAACUGGUCUAGCUGCAGAGAAGAAGAGAAAGCGAACAAAGAGCUCAAAAGAUCACAUCAAUCAGCCUCCUGUUACUGCUGCUACCGCUACUGCUACUGAUAAUACUACAGCUUCAAGAGAAAUUGUGAACGAGAUAAAUGGACUACCUGGAAAUGUAGUACGUGUUGAUGCUACUUCUGAAUCUUAUCCAAUCCCGAGAAGAGGAAAUCUUGGCAAAGAAAAUGAGAUGGGUGAGAAGAUUAAUGAAGAUGUGGGAAGCGCAAAAGCUAAACCAAGUUCUGUAGAUAAUAUCCAGACCGAUAAUUUGGUGAGCUACCCAGAAAGUGAGUUGGAGGUUAGCAGUGGUUUGACAACCGGUCCAGCUACAAAGAAGAAGAAAAAGCAAAAGAAGUCCUCAAAGGAUCGCAUCAAUAAAUCUACUGCUACUUCUGAAUCUAUUUCAAUCUCGAGAGGAGAAAAGCCUGCCGAUACUCUUGUAGACGCAAUACAAAAUGAAACUGAGAUGGGUGACAAAUUUGUCAACAAGGUGGGAAGUAGCGAAGCCACACUUAUCGAUGCUGAUAAAAUACAAGAUGCAAAUAAUCUAGAAGUUGCUAGUUUGACGAGCACCCCGACUGCCUUGGACCACAUUCCGAAAUUUACGGAUGAAAACACAUCUCGUGAACAUGAAGUUUCUAUGGAAAAAGGUGAAAUAGAUGCUGAUAAGGCUAAAUCCGUGAAGUCUACUAAGAAGAAAAGUUCAAAAAAGGUGAAGACCCCAGCUAAAGAAGACACUCUGGUAGAUUCUGGUGCACAGAAUGUUGUAGAUGGAGAGGGGGCUGAGAAUGUUAUCAGAAAUGUUUUAGAUUCUUUGCAUCAAAGGAACGAAGUGGAGGAAAAUCUAACCAAAAGUGAGAAGAAAUCAAGCAAGAGAUCGAAGAAGAAAGACUCUUGGAACUUUGUGGAGGAGGUCGAAGUAAUAGAGUCUUUGCAGCAAAAGAACGAAGCUGCAGAAAAUAUUGAAAUAAGUGGGAAGAAAUCAAGCAAGAAAUCAAAAAAGAAAGACUCUUUGAACACUGUGGAGGUUGAGGCCCAAGUACUGUCAGUUGAGGUAAACGAUGCUGCUCAGGUUGAGGCUUCUUCCAUCGACAGCCCAAAAGACACUGAUGCAUCAUUCACGCCAGCUAAGAAGAAUACUGAGAGCAAUGCUUCACAGUUGAAUAAGAUUGUUGAGGCCGACGAUACUAAUGAGGAUAUCAACCGUUCCAUGCAAACUCUAAAAGAGAACGUUGAUAUGGGAGACAAUUUUGGCUCUAGCCAAAAGGAUAAUAUUGGUGGUGGGGGUAACAAGAAAGAUCAAGUGGCUGGUAGAACUAAAUCUAAAAAAGAGAAGAAAAGCCUUGAUGGUUCCAUUGAUGGUGCAAUGAAACAAAAAGGCGCAGUCAACAAAAAGAAGGAAGCUGUGAAGAAAUGCUCUACCCCGGCCACAGUGAACAAGAGUAAGAUGAAUGUCAACACGAAGAAAGAAGUUGUGAAGAAAAGCUCUAACUCAGUCACAGCGAACAAGAGUAAGACGAAUUUCUUUAAGGAUGCCGAGAUGUCAGAGGAUGAAUCUAAGACAACUUCGCAUGAUUCCACUAAAUCUCCAUCAAAUAAUUCAUCAGAUAAUGAUAGUGAUGUAACUUCUUCUAUGUUUAGGAAGCAAGGAAACAAUCUGGUUGGAGGGACAAAUAUGUUUUCGGGGAGCCUGCAAGAUAUCUUAAGAAGCUCAAAAAGUUACAAGGUGGCGAAACUUACAGCUUCUCAAUCACAACCCGAAGAAUUCGUGGAUUUUGUCCCAGAUAGCCAAUUCAACUAAGUUUUAUCUACUAUCCAUCCUUUUGGAUCCAAUUUUGACCAAAACCUGAAAAAAGAUGCUUAAUCUUCCAAUCACGGUUUUGCUUUUUCUAUGUAAUAUUGGUACGCUGCUUCUUCUCUGACAUUUUAUAUGUUAAUCAGGAGUACUUCAACA